Messenger RNA from Drosophila elegans, 504 nucleotides. RefSeq names its product glycine-rich RNA-binding protein blt801-like. The coding region runs from base 77 to 394 and encodes 105 amino acids. The record is from RefSeq and is a predicted model, not a curated record. Lineage: Eukaryota; Metazoa; Arthropoda; Insecta; Diptera; Drosophilidae. The transcript has a single exon.
UCCACAAGUCAUCAGUUGCACUCAGGUCUUCACCAGCAAUCAAUCGAAUCAAAUCGAAUCGCAUCGGAACGGAAAGAUGCGUCUUACAAUCCUGGCCUUCAUUGGCAUCCUGUGCCUGGCCUAUGCCUACGCCCUGGAUGAUGCCACCAACGAGGAUGACCGGGUGAUCGGACUCCUGGACGUCGCGGAUCAGGGAGCCAACCAUGCCAACGAUGGAGCCCGCGAGGCCCGCCAGUGGGGAUGGGGCGGACGCGGCGGCGGAUGGGGUGGCGGAUGGGGUGGCGGUCGCCAUGGCGGAUGGGGUGGCGGUCAUCAUGGAGGAUGGGGCGGACAUGGCGGAUGGGGCGGCGGCGGUUGGGGUCGCCACGGCGGUGGCGGCUGGUACGGCCGAUAGGACGGAACUGUCAUCCCGACCACGCCUCCGGCCAAACCCACCACUUGCCACACGUCAGAAGGACACCCACGGAUGUCGAGGCGUGAAUAAAGAACAUUGAAGCAUUAAAA